This is a messenger RNA of Octopus bimaculoides (California two-spot octopus), 1616 nucleotides long. RefSeq lists its product as uncharacterized. Gene Ontology annotation, molecular function: protein serine/threonine kinase activity; ATP binding. The record is from RefSeq and is a predicted model, not a curated record. Gene Ontology annotation, biological process: protein phosphorylation; CAMKK-AMPK signaling cascade. NCBI's taxonomy places the organism in Eukaryota, Metazoa, Mollusca, Cephalopoda, Octopoda, Octopodidae.
AUGAAGAUUCUGUCUAAGAAACGGUUGAUGAAGAAGGCUGGAUUCUUCAAGCGAAUCCCACCGAAGCGUGACGGCAAGCCCACAUCGCGACUACCGAACCCUCUGGAGCAAGUGUACAGAGAGAUAGCAAUACUGAAGAAACUUGACCACCCGAAUGUAGUGAGGUUGGUCGAAGUACUUGAUGACCCGGAUGAGGACAACCUCUAUGUGGUGUUUGAACUGUUGGAGAGAGGAGAAGUGGUAAGCAUUCCUACGGACACUCCAUUGUCGCAGGAACAGGCAUGGCAGUACUUCCGAGACAUCGUCUUGGGUAUAGAAUAUCGUAAGUGUCUCUCUUAUUGUACAUCAUGUAAGCAAGCUACUUACCACACAGCCACUGCUACGCCUAUAUUCACACACACACACACACUCACAAAUGAAUACCUCUUUUUUUAUGCUAAAUCUACAACACAAUCUUUCUUCUCUUUUAUUCCUCUGAUGACCCAUCUCUGCUACUCUAAGAUUGCAGAUUUUGGGGUCAGUAAUGAGUUCACAGGAGGGGACGCGUUUUUCACAAGCACAUCGGGAACUCCAGCCUUCCAAGCCCCAGAAACUUUAAAAGAUUUUUUGAUUUUUCAGGCCCUGGAUAUUUGGGCUAUGGGUGUGACACUUCAUUGUUUUGUUUAUGGUCAAUGUCCAUUCCAUGAUGAAUAUAUUCUCCUCCUCCACAAGAAGAUUCUCAGAGAUCCAGUAAUUUUUCCUGAUGAGCCAGAAAUUGAAGAUGACUUAAAAGGAAUCAUACUACGAAUGCUGGACAAAAACCCUGAAACCCGUAUCACAUUACCUGAAAUUAAGAUCCAUCCAUGGGUAACUAAAGAUGGCACUGAACCAUUGCCAAGUGAAGAAGAAAACUGUGUGUUGAUAACUGUGACCGAAGAGGAAGUUGAAAACGUUGUGAAACACGUUCCACGUUUGGAAACCUUGGAAGACGUCCGCAGAUUCAAUUAUUGGCGGAACUCUUAGUGAAGACAGCUAAGAUGGAUGUCACUGGACACAGUGAGACAGACAGAAAGAGAGAUGGUGGUGUACUGUGAGGAGUAGUGGUGGUAUUGGUGGUGGUGGUGGUGGACGAGGAGAAAAGGUUGUAGGAGACAGCAAAUUUUCAGUAGUGUCUGUGGGAGGGCAUGGCAUCAGAUUGGCUGAGGUUUUAGAUCAGAGGUUCUCAACAUGGGUGGCACCACUCCACCUCCCUGCAAGGCGAUGCUGGUGAUAUCGAAGGGAAUGUUAAGCUUUAGGGGGUCAGCCGGAUAACAUAAUUAACAUACUAAGUUUUACCUGUAGUAGUAAAUAUAUUAUACUUGUUAAAGCUAGUAAUGGUUGUCGAAAUAAAAUAAGAAAUAAGUAGUGUGCUGCUAUUACUAGCAGGUCAAGCAACUGUGUAGAGGUAGACUCUGCCCAGUUGCUUGAUCUGAUAUAGAAAAUUUGGCAAGAUCUCAUCAGGCACAAGGAAGUCAUUAAUUUGCAAUGUGUAAAGUAUAUUUAACACCUUUUGUCUUUUUAGUUGUGAUGCUUCACCUGCCAUUUAGCUGGACACUACUUGAAAGUGGGGUGCAACAAAUAAAGACAGAGACAGAGAG